Messenger RNA from Ceutorhynchus assimilis (cabbage seed weevil), 2257 nucleotides. The record is from the annotation of a GenBank genome assembly. Lineage: Eukaryota; Metazoa; Arthropoda; Insecta; Coleoptera; Curculionidae.
GUUAUAGGCUGAUGGUUUAUAAUUUUGUCAAGCCAGUUUUUGGAAGAAUUUUGGAAAUGUUUGUUGAACAUUCAAGUUUAAUUUUUUUUGUCUAAUCUUCGAUCUCGCGAGGGCCCCUUGGAACGUUGGGCCCGGUUCUAUAGAACCGGUAGAACCCCCCUUAAUCCAGGCCUGCUUGUAACUUUGUAAUAAUCAAAACUGUCAAGAAAAUGUCACAAGUGAAUCCCUAGACAACAGUUUUAUCAAAUUUAUACAAAAAUUUCUACCAUAUUCUUACGUAGGCAUUUUACAUUGUGAAUUGAAUGAGCUUCUACAUGAAACUCCGCAAAAUCCCAUCGAAACGCAAACCCUUAUACUUCCGCGGCACAAGUAAAACCCUCAAAAGACCCAAACGUACGCCGAAUAUAAGAUGCCAAAGGUGUAAUUGCACCGAGUGCCGGAACGGCCCUUUAGAAUUUCCAACGAUUUGGGAAGACCUGAGAGUGAACAAUCAGUUAUGCGACGGCAUCGUCAAGUGCGAAGACGGAGUCGUAUUCAACAUACACCGAAUAAUAUUGACAGCGAUAAGUCCGUAUUUUCGAGCCCUUUUUACGAAUUCAAUCAACAGAGGCCGGCCGGAAAUAAACGAAGCCAACGUCAGCGUGUCGAGUUCGGCGUUCCAAGUUGUCCUGGAUUACGCGUACACCGGAAAAUGUGUGAUAAACAACGCAAACGUUUUCGAAGUUCUCAAAUAUUGCGAUCAAUACGAAAUUCUCGAUGUCGUUCAAAAAUGUAUCCAGUUCCUUAUCGAUGAUUUAUCGAUCGCAAAUUGCCUACAAGUCUUGAAUUUUGCCAAUAGGUUUUUUUGCAGAUAUUUGAUAUAUCAGGGAAACAAGUACGUGCUUCAGCAUUUCGUGAACGUGUUUAGAAGCAACGACGACUUUUGUCGUUUGUCUCCGCAGCAUCUAAAAGAGAUACUAUCAGAUGACUACUUGAAUGUGAAAUCUGAAGAGAUCGUUUUCGAGGCGAUCAAGUGUUGGAUGAAUUAUUUACCAAUCACAAGAAAACCACAUUUAUUUAGCUUACUCAAGUGUGUCCGAAUGGGUAAUUUGUCUUCUGAGAAAGUUUUAAAAAUAGCUCGUUGGCCGAUAAUUGAAAGUGACACUGAAUGCACUCUUUACAUUUCAGAUGUUAAGCUUAUAUUAGAUGAAUUUUGCGAUGGCGUGCCGCAAAAUAUUUAUUUGACACGUCCACGUAUCCCUUAUGAUAUAUUAUUUGCUAUUGGUGGCUGGAGUGCUGGAAGUCCAACAAACUUCAUGGAAAUUUACGAUAAUCGUGCUAACAAAUGGCUGGUUUCCAAAGAUACUGACGAAGUAGCCAGAGCCUAUCACGGAAUUUGCAGCUACGAAGGUAAAGUCUAUUUAGUAGGCGGUUUUGAUGGCAACGAAUACUUCAAUACAGUUAGAUGUUUCGAUCCACUAGUUCACAAAUGGACCGAUUGUGCGUGCAUGUACUAUUCCAGAUGUUACGUUAGCGUGGUGCUUUGCAUGAAUAAGAUUUAUGCACUGGGUGGUUAUAAUGGUAGAAUCCGUAUGAAUUCUGCUGAAAGAUUCGAUCCUGUACGCAACCAAUGGGAAUUAUUACCUUCGAUGCAAAAACAGCGUUCUGACGCUAGUGCUGCAAUGUUCAACGACAAAGUUUAUAUUGUUGGAGGGUUUAAUGGGCAGGAAGUUAUGAAUUCAGCGGAAAUGUUCGAUCCAUCCACCAACCAAUGGUCUUUCAUAACUUCAAUGAAUUCAGCAAGAUCUGGCGUAAGCUUAAUCAACUACCACAACGCUUUAUAUGCAAUCGGAGGCUUCAAUGGCUACACAAGAUUAAACACCACAGAAAAAUUCAUACCAGAUCACACAUCCCGCUGGAUAGAAGUUUCAGACAUGAUGACACCGAGGAGUAACUUUGGCACAGUGAUUCUGGACGACAACAUUUACGUAAUUGGCGGUUUCAACGGAGCGACGACGAUCAACUACAUGGAAUAUUACGACAUCGAAGUCGACGAAUGGGUCGAAGCGGCAUCAAUGAAUUUGAAUAGAUCAGCACUUAGUGCUUGCGUAAUAAGCGGCCUUUCAAACUCGAAGGAUUAUUCGUUUUUGGAUCGCAGUCAGCAGCGGCCGAACGAAGAAUCCAAGGCGGAGAUUUAGGAAUUUUUAUAUUAAGUGCCGAACUUUGUGGCUUUUGUACCUUCUCGUGGUUGAUUGCGAAUAUUAAAAGUGAACUUUCU